AUGAGUUCUACUGCCACUACCCCCAACAUGAAGGUGACCCUCGUUGGAGCCUCUGGUGCCAUCGGCAUGCCUUUGUCGUUGUUGUUGAAGAUGAACUCAACGAUCACCGAGUUGGCCUUGUACGAUGUCAAGCAAGCUCGUGUGCCUGUUGCUGGUGUUGCUGCUGAUUCCUCUCACAUCAACUCUCCUGCUAAGGUCAAGGGUUAUGCUGGUCCUACUGAGCUCGAGGCUGCACUUACAGGGUCUAAAGUCAUCGUUUGUACUGCUGGCAUCGCUCAAAAGCCUGGUAUGUCCAGAGAUGAUCUCUUCAACGUCAACGCUGGUAUAAUGCGUGACUUGGCAACUGCGUUCGCCAAGUAUGCUCCUGAGGCUGUUGUCUGCAUCUUGUCGAACCCUGAGACUGCUCUCGUGCCCAUCACUGCUGAGGUUUACAAGAAGGCUGGGGUAUACGACUCGAGGAAGAUCGUGGGUAUCACCACCCUUGAUGUGACACGUGCCAGGACAUUCUAUGCUGAGGCUACUGGUAUGGAUGUUGAAAAAGUUGACGUCCCUGUUGUUGGUGGUCAUGGUGGUUGUGCCAUCCUCCCUCUAUUCUCUAAAGCAACUCCUUAUGUCAAGCUGGACGAAGAAAGCAUCGAAGAGCUUGAUGAUCAUGUUCAAAAUGCAGUUACUGAGGUUGUUGAUGCACUCGCUGGUGCCGGGUCGGCCAGUCUUUCAAUGGCUUACUCGGCUGCCCAGUUUGUGGAUAUAGUUAUCCGCGGGUUAAAGGGCGAAAGCCAUACAGCCUGUGCUUAUGUCAACGAGCCUUAUGAGGACGUACAGUUCUUUGCUCAUAUCUGCACUUUUGGACCUGAAGGUGUCGAGAAAGUUGAGAAGCUCGAUGGUUUGACUCCACACGAGCAGAAGAGGAUGGUGGAGACUCUUGAGAAGCUCCGUGAAGAUAUCAAGAGAGGAACUGAUUUCAUGAUAGACUGUUGUGAGUAG
This is a messenger RNA of Perkinsus marinus ATCC 50983, 984 nucleotides long. RefSeq names its product malate dehydrogenase, putative. The transcript has a single exon. NCBI's taxonomy places the organism in Eukaryota, Perkinsozoa, Perkinsida, Perkinsidae. Bases 1 to 984 code for a protein of 327 amino acids. Gene Ontology annotation, biological process: malate metabolic process; tricarboxylic acid cycle. Gene Ontology annotation, cellular component: cytoplasm. Gene Ontology annotation, molecular function: L-malate dehydrogenase (NAD+) activity. The record is from RefSeq and is a predicted model, not a curated record.